This is a messenger RNA of Equus quagga, 2251 nucleotides long. RefSeq names its product carbohydrate sulfotransferase 8 (gene CHST8). The transcript has 5 exons. Gene Ontology annotation, cellular component: membrane. NCBI's taxonomy places the organism in Eukaryota, Metazoa, Chordata, Mammalia, Perissodactyla, Equidae. Gene Ontology annotation, molecular function: sulfotransferase activity. The coding region runs from base 526 to 1797 and encodes 423 amino acids. The record is from RefSeq and is a predicted model, not a curated record. Gene Ontology annotation, biological process: proteoglycan biosynthetic process; carbohydrate biosynthetic process.
GCGCCGGGCGAGCGCGGCGCUAUUUCCAGCCUUGCCGGAGGCUUCGCUCGCACUUCGCUGGGAGCCUCUCGGCGCGCUGGCCGGAUCCGCCGGUGGUGUAGGGAGGAGAAGGCGGCGGCGGGAGGCGGGGGACCAACCGGGGCCGGGGGCCGAGGAGGAACACGCCACCGCGCCCUCUCCGUCUCCUGCGCGCUCUAGCCGCCGGCCCCACGCCGCUCGCCUCACCCACCGCACGGGGUUCUUCUCGGAGUGGGAGGAGGCGCCGGGCCCAAGCUGGGGCGGAGGUCCUCCCUGUCGCCCGGGAGCCCCGGAGCGGAGGAUUCGCUGUGGAGGACCGCGCCGGCGGCCCCGGGAGCGCCGGCUGCGUCAGCUCCCUGGCUGACGUGUGAUGGAUACCUACGCGUCUCUCUUGGUCCAAAGACACUGUCAGAGCCUCCUCACCGUGGCCUGAUGGACGCCUGGUGUGGACGAUGAGGGAAGAACAUGCCUCCCACACCCGAGAGGUGACCCCGGAGCGAGCCCCGGAUGACCUCGCGAGCCGGAACAAUGCGGCUGGCCUGCAUGUUCUCAUCCAUCCUGCUGUUCGGAGCCGCGGGCCUCCUCCUCUUCAUCAGCCUGCAGGACCCCUCGGAGCUCGCCCCCCAGCAGGUGCCAGGAAUAAAGUUCAACGUCAGGCCACAGCAGCCCCACAACGACCUCCCACCAGGCAGUUCCCAGGAUGGUGACUUUAAGGCACCCACAGAGAGCGUCACCCGAGACUUGCCCAGCCGGGCCCCAAGGGGCCUCAACCUGCAGCCUGCCCAGCCUCAAGGCCACCUAAACAUGGGGGUCCAUCUGAGACCCCGGCAGCGCCGCCGGCGGCUGCUUAUCAAGAAAAUGCCGGCUGCAGCUGCUAUCCCGGCCAACAGCUCGGCCGGUACCUUUGUCCGUCCAGCGCCCCGGGCCCUGGACGGCCAGUGGGUCAGCCUGCAUCAGAGCCAGGAGGAGCGCAAGCGGGUGAUGCGGGAGGCGUGUGCCAAGUACCGGGGGAGCAGCAGCCGCAGGGCCGUCACGCCACGCCACGUGUCCCGCAUCUUCGUGGAGGACCGCCACCGCGUGCUGUACUGCGAGGUGCCCAAGGCAGGCUGCUCUAACUGGAAGCGGGUGCUCAUGGUGCUGGCCGGGCUGGCCUCAUCCACCGCGGACAUCCAGCACAAUACCGUCCACUAUGGCAGCGCCCUUAAGCGGCUGGACACCUUCGACCGCCAGGGCAUCCUUCACCGCCUCAGCACCUACACCAAGAUGCUCUUUGUCCGCGAGCCCUUCGAGAGGCUGGUCUCUGCCUUCCGCGACAAGUUCGAGCACCCCAAUAGCUACUAUCACCCCGUCUUUGGCAAGGCCAUCCUGGCCCGGUACCGGGCCAACGCCUCUCGGGAGGCUCUGCGGACGGGCUCCGGCGUGCGGUUCCCCGAGUUCGUCCAGUACCUGCUGGACGUGCACCGGCCCGUGGGCAUGGACAUCCACUGGGACCACGUCAGCCGGCUCUGCAGCCCCUGCCUCAUCGACUAUGACUUUGUGGGCAAGUUUGAGAGCAUGGAGGACGACGCCAACUUCUUCCUGAGCCUCAUCCAGGCGCCGCGGAACCUGACCUUCCCGCGGUUCAAGGACCGGCACUCGCAGGAGGCGCGCACGACGGCGCGCAUCACCCACCAGUACUUCGCCCAGCUCUCGGCCCUGCAGCGGCAGCGCACUUACGACUUCUACUACAUGGACUACCUGAUGUUCAACUACUCCAAGCCCUUCGCAGACCUGUACUGAGGGGCGGGGCCACUCACGUGUCCGGGGGCAUCCCACUUUCCAUGAUUCUCAGCCCUGAGCUGAGAUGUACCCAGAGCAACAGGUCUUUGAGGGCAUGAGGAACCGUGGCUGCUGGCCACUCCACUGCCGGCCCUUGGUGGGGGACAGAGGUCCAGGCCUUGGAUGGGGACCCUGGCCCUUGUCUCAUACCCACUUCCUCACUCCUCCACUGAGAAAGAUGCUUGGCGGGGGGGGCUGGACCCCAGGAGUCCCAGCUGCCCACACCCAGCUCAGCCAAGAGUCACAAUGACCAGGGAAGUCUGUGGCCCAGAGGACGUGGGCCCCAGCGGUGAGGGAUUUCCUGCAGUCCCUUAGCCAUUGCCUUGUACCAAACCACACGGUUUGCAGCUUUUCUAUGACCCAGGGGGAAGGUUCCCUUGGAAUGAGGUUCCAAAUAAAGCACAUGGUUUCCAGA